AGCAAAUCACAUAUAUUACAGGGUAUCCCUAGCAUUCUUUGCACUUCGCGCAGGUUGGCAGCUCCGGUUGCAAUUGUAAACAAACAAUUCCACUGAAAAUCGAUCUCCGGAAGGGAAGAUAAUGCCGCCGUACCAGCGCUGCGGCGACAUCGUGUGGGUGACCAAGAGGCAGACGCGCUCCUUCGCCUUCCAGUGCAUCUACUGCCAGGACAACAGGACGAGCACCUUCAAGGACUUCAAGUUGCACCUGGAGUCGCAGCACUCCGAGCUGUUCCAGGAUGAAGGAAGGAAGGACGUAAAGCUCGUUUCCUUGGCACCCGAGAAACGGGCACUGCGCAGCGGAGCUGGCCGAGAUCAGGAGGCAGUGCUCCCACCCAAGGAAGAGGAUCCCUUGGCCACGCAGGACACAGAUGGGUUGGGUAAGGAGGAAUUCCUGCCUGAAGAGAGUCCCGAGGGAAAUGAGACUGAGUUUCCGGUGGAACAGGAGGAGGACACCCUGCUGGACUGGCCGGAAAGCGAUAGCCAGAGCAUAGCAUCCCUGCAGUCCAGCCAGGAGGAGCAAACCUCCGUGGACACCUCGCACUUCUGGCUGCUGGAGCACCCCAUCAUGCUGGCCUUCAUCGACCAGCUGGAGCAGCAGCCGCAGCUCUGGGACCUGGGCAUGGUGACCUACCGGAACUACAGGCACCGCAGCCUGGCCUGCGAGAAGAUCGCCGCUGGCCUCAGUGACCAGUUUGGACUGAAAAUGUCCCGCCAGGAGAUUGCCACCCACGUCAAGCAGCUGAAGGAUGUCUAUAUCAAGGAAAAGCUGCGCCUGGAGCUCACUACAGAUCCACCAGCCAGUCCCGAGUGGUAUUACGAGCGGCUGCACUUCCUGGUGAGGAGCCUGCGGCGUCCGAAGCAUCCCAACAUGCUGGGCAACGGCGCUGAGCUGCUGGCUGUGCCCCACCUGAAUCAUGCCCAGAACUUGAAGCUCAUCGAGCUGUACCGCCAGUGCAGCGAAAGCUGGGACAUGCAGGACCUCGCCUGCCGGAUGGGCAAUGUGCGGGGGGAGGCCAAGGAUCGCCUGCUGGAGCUGUGCCGCACUGAACUGCAGAUCCCACUCGAUCCCUCGCAGCUGCAGCGUUUCGUUCGCCGCCUGAGGAGCACUUACCACCAGGAGAAGGUGCGCCGACUGCGCAGCGAGCGGGAGGGCAAGGUGUUCCGCUCCCGUUCUCGCUACUACGAGAAGUUGCGCUUCCUGGAGGACCACAUGGCGCCCUUUCAGUGCGACGUGUGCCAGGAGCUGGUGAACAGCGUGGACGGCUACAAGGUGCAUCGGGCCAAGCACGACGGCAGCCUGCCCUUCGUGUGUCCCACCUGCGGCAAGGGCUUCACCAAGGUGGGCAAUGUCACCAUUCACUUGCGCCGCCACACGCAAGACUACCACUUGAGCUGCGAGGAGUGCGGCAAGCGGUUCGCCACCAGCACCGAUCUCAUCGUCCACCGGCGUUCGCACACCGGCGAGCGACCCUACUGCUGUCACAUCUGCGGCGGGCGCUUCAGCACCGUCUCCUUCUUCAAGCGGCACAAGCGGCGGCACGAGCAGCGCCCGGUGGCCAAGUGCCACAUCUGCGGCAAGGGCUUCUUCGAGCGAACCGUCCUAAGGGACCACAUCAAGGGGCACCUGAACGUGCGCGACAAGGAGUGCGAUGUGUGCCACAAGCGCUUCACCAGCGCCAAGUACCUCAAUCGCCACAAGGAGAUCCACGCCGAGCACAAGAAGUACGUGUGCAAGCUCUGCGGCAAGGGCUUCGCCCAGUAUGCAGGCCUCAAGGGACACCUGAAGUCGCACGACCGAAAGAAAAUCAAAGCCGGCGAGGAGGUGCCCAAGUGAUUCUCCUUAGAACUAAGCAGAGAUAAGGGCUGCCACUGAUGAGUAGUGAUGGGAAGUAGGUACUUGUACUGCGCAUCUAAGGAACCCUUUAGGGGAACCCUCACACUUAUAUGUACGGUUCUUGUAAUAGUUAUUGUCAGUAUUGUGCCAGACUUGUCCGAUCUUAGAUACUUUCUUAACCAUAUAUUUGUCUAAGAAUAAGAUGAGGCACCUCUCAGUCUUAUAUAAGCCUAACUUAUUCUUCAAAAGAUAUUUAAAUGAUAUAUUUAUAACCCUUUGAGGCACUUACUACAUUU
Molecule: messenger RNA, 2172 nt
Organism: Drosophila biarmipes
Lineage: Eukaryota; Metazoa; Arthropoda; Insecta; Diptera; Drosophilidae
Product: zinc finger protein 596
Exons: 2
Coding region: 122-1876 (584 amino acids)
Biological process (GO): regulation of transcription by RNA polymerase II
Cellular component (GO): nucleus
Molecular function (GO): RNA polymerase II cis-regulatory region sequence-specific DNA binding; DNA-binding transcription factor activity, RNA polymerase II-specific
Source: RefSeq, a predicted model, not a curated record